UAGUCGUAAAUUUAUUAGAAUCUGCGUACUAUAAGUCUAAAUUAUCUUCGGAUGGUCGACUGGCGUACUUUAAGAAGAAGAACGGUCCCAGAACCCCAGUGGCUACACAUCACCACAGUCAAUGAACGUAAAACGUAGUCGUAAUUUAUCAGGCUUUACACGGUUCGGUUCGUUUUAGCUCACGAUUGCAAUUUCGAAGUUAGCCGCUUAUCAAAUUACCGUCUAUCAAUCUAAUGAUGCGGAGUGCAACCCUCUUCAUCGAUCUUGCACAAUAACCCUGUUUGUGAUCUCUGAUACCUUUCGAAACUAAUCACUUAGUAAUAUCUACGUUCACAAAGGAUAUAACCUAACAAACACGAAGAUGGUACCCCGCUGGGGGUAACCAUCCACAUGAUUCCUAUCGAGCUCUAGAGUUGAGUCACAUGAUAUUAAAACCGGCGAUGCAUAUUGGGCGAGCCAUUAAUCAAUCAGAAAAUAUUGCAUGCAAUCGUUCUGACGGGAAAUAUUUAUUGCAUUUUGAAAGUUGUUUACAAAACUUUGAAUAAUGAAACAUUUCCUUUUCAUUAGAAUAUGCGGUCCAAUUCGCUGUUACUUGAUGUCCCUACGCAACACUCAAGGGAGGAAGUGUAACCAUAAGAUGCAACAUAAAAAUUUGCAUUCGUAUUUUACGUAACGAUGCAACCGAAAACCGUCCUCUUAGCACGUUGUAACAGUGAAAGUAACACAGUAUAGAUGAAAUUCGAGAUGCGCGGAAAAUACGAGCUAACGUCUCGUAUUGAAAUUCUUUUUAACCGAUGUGCCAACUGGAUCGAGUGAGAAAGGAUCAUCGUAUAAAGCACGGCGUGACGCGACAUGUCAAAGAAGCUCAUCCACUUUUGGAGCAUCCGAUGCCAUCCUUAAGCUAACCAAUUGACGGUACCGUGCGGUUAAUAUCAUCGCGGUGGCUGGUAGCCUCGCGUUGAAAAAUUUUCGUGACAAGACAGCGACGGGAAAACAACGUAUUAGAAAGGCGUGUAGACGAGUGCACACACACGCGUAAUUCAACUUCGCCGGGAUGCGAUACCGCAAGAAAAAGGCUCGAAUAGUAUAAAAGGGGUGUAUUCUAUCCGACCUGCAUCAGUUUCAGUCGCGAACCAACCGUCGCUACACAUUACAUUGCACUAGCAACAUGAAAUUUCUCAUUGUUCUUGCUAUCUUCGCUUUGGCAUCUCCCUUGUAUGCCCAAUCUGAGGAAAAAGUAAUCGAGAAGAGAGGCAUCAGCUAUGGUUUGGGAGGUGGCUUAGGUCAUGGAGGUGGCUUGGGUCAUGGAGGAGGACUUAGUAGUGUAUCAUACAGCGUUCCAGUAAUCACCAAAAGCAUCCGUAUCUCUAGCGGUGGAUUUGGAGGAUAUGGUCAUGGAGGACAUGGUCUUGGAGGACUCUCCAGAGGACACGGUGGUGGAUGGUGAAAAAGUCAGUGUUAACUGUUCUGAUCUUAUGGUACUGCUUCUUUUCACAUAUUUGAUGGCGAAAGGAACUUUUGUACUGCCGUACCGUAAAAUAAAUUUUUAAU
Messenger RNA from Bombus pyrosoma, 1551 nucleotides. RefSeq names its product glycine-rich cell wall structural protein 1-like. The record is from RefSeq and is a predicted model, not a curated record. The coding region runs from base 1169 to 1447 and encodes 92 amino acids. Lineage: Eukaryota; Metazoa; Arthropoda; Insecta; Hymenoptera; Apidae. The transcript is spliced from 6 exons.